Molecule: messenger RNA, 926 nt
Organism: Suillus discolor
Lineage: Eukaryota; Fungi; Basidiomycota; Agaricomycetes; Boletales; Suillaceae
Exons: 10
Coding region: 279-860 (193 amino acids)
Source: RefSeq, a predicted model, not a curated record
GAUUGAUCUGAUAUGGUUGAAGAAGAAAAGUUGGGUGACAUGUCUCUAUCAUUUUAACCGCUGGCUUCCGGCGGUAUGGCUCACAUUCGACAUGAGUGAGUGGGAACUGUUGAUCACUGCUAAUUCUGUUGACUAGUAUUCAAAGUACAACAAAACCCUUAUAAUGCGAUAUCAUCCAAAACGUAUGUUCGUGUUACUAAGACACCCAUAAGGUUGACUUCCUCCUCUGGCCUAGUUGCGUCACCUACCUGAUAUGCAACAAUACCAUUGCACUCCUUAUGACUAUUUCCGUUCAAACAAUACUGCAGCUUAGAGUAUGGGCAAUUUAUAAUAGAAGUCGCAGGGUACUCUCUUGGAUGAUUGUCCUGAGUAUAAUCGAGCUCGCAGCAAUGGCGCUCCUCAUUGGCUUGACGAUCACUCGUGUGGAAAGAUUUCCAGUAGUUUCUACUCCAGCGGGCUGUCUUUUUGAUGGUCUUGCUCCACUCUCUGCAAUAUUUUGGACGCCAGCGCUGAUCCUUGAACCUAUCAUUUGUAUACUUGUCCUCAAGAAAGUUUUUCUGGACCGACAGCAGCGCAGUGAACUUGCAAUGUUUCUGGCCCGUGAUAGUUUAUUAUACUUUCUCGUAAUCUUCAUAGAACUAAUGGGAUCAACUAUUGUCUGGGCUCGGUAUCCCUCCUAUAUCGACCUCUUCAUGCCUUGGUCUAUUGUUUUGCCAUCCUUACUCUGCAACCGUCUUCUACUCAACAUGAGAGGCCGCUUUGCAAGGCCCGGGUCUGAGCCUGUGCACUCCUCAUUGGUGAUUGAGCUUGUAAACCUCCGAACCAGUGCGGAUUCAUCGAGAAUGCCAGACGAAGAGUAAAAGAUGGUGUGCUGUAUUUGUAUAACUCAGCAUAAAUUCAACUUGUAUGAUAUCUCUGUUUACGCG